AUGCGCUCGGGGGCCCGCUGCGAGUCGGGGCUGGAGCGGUUCCAGAGCCCGGGCCGGGGCCGGGGGCUGCGGGCGUCGCGCCGCUUCGCCGUGGGCGAGCUGCUCUUCUCCUGCCCGGCCUACACCUGCGUGCUGACCGUCAACGAGAGGGGCAACCACUGCGAGUGCUGCUUCGCCAGGAAAGAAGGAUUGUCCAAAUGUGGAAGAUGUAAGCAGGCGUUUUACUGCAACGUAGAAUGUCAGAAACAGGACUGGCCAAUGCACAAGCUGGAGUGCUCCGCCAUGUGUGCGUUUGGGCAGAACUGGAAUCCCUCGGAGACCGUGAGACUCACUGCGAGGAUUCUUGCCAAACAGAAAACACACCCUGAAAGGACUGACUCAGAAAAACUCCUUUCUGUAAAAGAGUUUGAAUCCCAUCUUGAUAAGCUUGACAACGAAAAGAAGGAGCUGAUUCAGAACGACAUCUCGGCUCUCCAUCACUUCUACUCAAAGCACAUGGAAUACCCGGACAACGAGGCUCUCGUGGUCCUCUUUGCCCAAGUUAACUGUAAUGGUUUCACCAUUGAAGAUGAAGAACUUUCUCACUUGGGGUCUGCAGUAUUCCCUGAUGUGGCGCUUAUGAACCACGGUUGCUGCCCCAAUGUGAUUGUCACCUACAAAGGGACAGUGGCUGAAGUGAGAGCAGUUCAGGAGAUCGAACCUGGAGAUGAGAUUUUUACCAGUUACAUUGACUUGUUGUAUCCCACAGAAGAUAGAAAUGAUCGGUUAAAAGACUCCUAUUUCUUUACCUGUGAUUGUAGAGAAUGCAUUACUAAAGAAAAGGACAAAGAUAAACUUGAAAUCCGCAAGCUGAAUGAGCCUCCAUCAGCAGAAGCUGUGCGAGAUAUGAUCAAAUAUGCCAGAAAUGUGAUUGAAGAAUUCAGGAGGGCCAAACACUACAAAUCCCCAAAUGAACUGCUGGAGGUUUGUGAGCGUAGCCUGGAGAAGAUGGGCUGUGUGUUUGAAGAGAGCAACGUGUACAUGCUGCACAUGAUGUAUCAGGCCAUGGGAGUCUGUCUCUACAUGCAAGACUGGGAAGGUGCUUUACGCUAUGGGCAGAAGAUUAUCAAACCUUACAGUAAACAUUACCCUUUGUACUCCCUCAAUGUGGCCUCCAUGUGGUUGAAGCUGGGGAGGCUGUACAUGGGCCUGGAAAACAGAGCAGCUGGUGUUAAAGCUUUGAAAAAGGCAAUUGCUAUCAUGGAGAUAGCACAUGGGAAAGAUCAUCCAUACGUUACAGAGAUCAAAAAGGAAUUAGAGGCCCACUGAGUCUUUGAAUCUAUGCAAUCCUUCAACCUUUCUUUAAAAGCCUUGCUAUGGAAACAUCAGGAGUGCUUUGAAAACUGACAUGGGAUGAAAGCUUUUCUGUAAAAUAAUUGGAAUGACAAACACGCGGCGCACUUAGGCCUUGCCUCUUGCAUUCUCCGAGAUUUGUGAAGUAACUUGAGCCUUGACAAAUUAAUUUUUAAUGCUUUUUAAAAAAAA
This is a messenger RNA of Euleptes europaea (tarantolino), 1524 nucleotides long. RefSeq names its product SET and MYND domain containing 2 (gene SMYD2). The coding region runs from base 1 to 1308 and encodes 435 amino acids. The transcript is spliced from 12 exons. Gene Ontology annotation, cellular component: nucleus. The record is from RefSeq and is a predicted model, not a curated record. Lineage: Eukaryota; Metazoa; Chordata; Lepidosauria; Squamata; Sphaerodactylidae. Gene Ontology annotation, molecular function: protein-lysine N-methyltransferase activity; histone methyltransferase activity; protein binding.